AUGGCACAAAACUUAACGGAGCAGCUUGUUGGUUCAGAGAUACAUGGCUUCCACACUUUGAGUGAUCUUGAUGUUGGGGAGACUUUGGAGGAAGCAAAAAGCAGAUGGCUUCGUCCAAAUGAGAUUCAUGCCAUUCUCAGCAAUUACAAAUAUUUUACUAUCCAUGUCAAGCCAUUGAAUUUGCCCAAAAGUGGUACUGUUGUACUAUUUGACCGCAAGAUGCUUAGGAACUUCCGAAAAGAUGGGCACAACUGGAAAAAGAAAAAUGAUGGGAAAACUGUUAAAGAAGCUCAUGAGCAUUUAAAAGUUGGUAAUGAAGAGAGGAUCCACGUAUAUUAUGCACACGGCCAAGAUUACCCAAGCUUUGUUCGAAGAUGUUAUUGGCUGCUUGAUAAGAGUUUGGAGCACAUAGUCCUUGUUCAUUAUCGUGAGACACAGGAGUCUCAAGGCUCUCCUAUUACACCGGUAAGUUCAUUAGGUUGUGGAUUGACACAGUCUCAAGGCUCUCCUUUUACGCCUGUAAAUUCAAAUUCGAGCUCUAUUUCUGAUCCAACUACGUCGUGGAUUCCAUCGGAAGACUUAGAUUCUGGAACCAAUAGUGCUUUUACUAAUGGGCUGAAUGGAAAUUUAACAGGUAGAAGUCUUGAACAGAAGCUUCAUGAGCUCAAUACAUGUGAAUGGGAAGACCUAGUGGCUUCACAUGGUAAUACCACUGCUAUACCUAAUGGAGGAGGCAACGAAUCACAUUUCUAUCAACUAAAUCAAAGGUUAAUGAAUGGAAGCGUUGGCAAUAGUUUUUAUUACCAGGUUGCCGGUAGUCCUGGAGAAGUUCAUUCUUUUGAGGCAUCGGCUCUUGAAUCAUCGAUUGCUUCAUCUGUUCAUGAUCCAUUUUCAUCCCUGCCAAUGGAACAUAAUCAACAACCUUCACUGCCGGAACAAGUGUUUCAUCUCACUGAACUGGCCCCUGCUUGGGCUUCUUCCACUGAAAAAACAAAGGUCCUGGUAACUGGAUAUUUUCACAAUGAUUAUCAACACUUUGCAAAGUCCAAUCUAGUGUGCGUCUGUGGCGAAACAAUUGUUCCUGUAGAAAUUGUUCAGGUUGGAGUUUACCGAUGCUGGGUAAUGCCACAUUCUCCAGGAUUCGUGAAUCUCUAUUUGAGCUUUGAUGGCCAUAAGCCUAUUAGCCAAAUUGUUAAUUUUGAGUAUCGUACUCCUAUUUUGCACGACCCUACUGCUUCGAUGGAAGAUACAUACAACUGGAUUGAGUUUCGACUUCAGAUGAGGCUUUCUCAUUUGCUUUUUACAACACAAAAGACCCUUGAUUUAUUCUCUAGUAAAGUAUCACCUACUGCACUCGAAGAGACUAAAAAAUUCGCCUCCAGAACAUUAUUUAUUUCCAAAAGUUUGCAACACUUUAUGAAAUCGUCCGACGCAAACACACCUCCAUUUCCGCAAGCAAAAAAUACCUUUUUCGAAAUUGCGUUGAAGAACAAAUUAAGGGAAUGGCUUUUGGAACGAAUUGUACUACGAUGCAAGACUGCGGAAUAUGAUGCACACGGGCAAGGUGUGAUUCAUCUGUGUACACUUCUGGGAUAUACUUGGGCUAUUACAUUAUUUUCAUGGUCAGGCUUGUCGCUCGAUUUCCGUGACAAAUUUGGAUGGACAGCUCUCCAUUGGGCAGCAUAUAAUGGAAUGGAGAAAAUGGUUGCAACUCUGUUGUCUUGUGGGGCAAGGCCUAACUUGGUGACAGAUCCAACUCCACAAAAUCCCGGUGGCUGUACUGCUGCUGACCUUGCUUACAUGAAUGGAUAUGAUGGUUUAGCCGCUUAUCUUUCGGAAAAGUCUUUGGUUGAGCAGUUCAAUGACAUGAGCUUAGCUGGAAAUAUCAGUGGUUCACUUGAAACAACCACAACUGAUCCAGUAAAUCCAGAGAACCUUACCGAGGACCAAUUGUACCUAAAGGAUACAUUGGCAGCCUACCGAACAACAGCUGAGGCAGCAGCACGCAUACAAGCUGCGUUUAGAGAGCACUCACUGAAACUGCGUUAUCAGUCGGUUCAAUUUAGCAGCCCGGAGGAGGAAGCACGCCAAAUAGUAGCAGCAAUGAAGAUUCAACAUGCCUUUCGCAACUUUGAGACAAGGAAAACGAUGGCAGCCGCUGUUCAUAUUCAGCAUAGAUUCCGUACGUGGAAGUUGCGGAAAAAAUUUCUCCACAUGCGAUGUCAGGCUAUAAAAAUUCAAGCUGCAUUCAGGGGCUUUCAAGUGCGUAGGCAAUAUCGUAAGAUUUUAUGGUCUGUUGGAAUUCUUGAGAAAGCAAUCCUUCGUUGGCGUUUAAAGAGAAAAGGAUUCCGUGGGCUUGAGGUGAGUCCUGUCGAAGACAUGAUAAAUGAGAAGCAUGAAAGCGACGUAGAAGAAGAGUUCUUUAAGACCGGUAGGAAACAAGCAGAAGAACGUGUUGAGAGGUCUGUGGUACGUGUACAGGCAAUGUUCCGAUCGAAGAAAGCACAACAGGAGUAUAGCAGGAUGAAGAUGGCCCAUAGUCAAGCAAAGCUGGAACUUGAAUUAGAAGACCUUCUCAAUUCUGAUGUGGACAUGUUAACAACAAAGACAGCAUAG
Molecule: messenger RNA, 2616 nt
Organism: Vicia faba (fava bean)
Lineage: Eukaryota; Viridiplantae; Streptophyta; Magnoliopsida; Fabales; Fabaceae
Source: the annotation of a GenBank genome assembly